AUGGUGGGGCAUGGUGGGAGGGUCGUGGUGGGGUGUGGUGAGACGGUGAGUGAUUGGGGUGUGUGGGGCGUGGGGGGAAGGGGGUUUGGAACAUAUGGCGGGUUCUCGUUGCAGCCCCCUUCCUCCACCGCCUCUCCGUCUGCUUUUGCGGCAUCGGAAGCGGCAGAAGCGGUGGAGCAAGGUGUGCAGGGAACCCCACUUGUGCGGCCGCGUGUGUGUCUGCACCUGGGCCUCACGGAUUACAAGAGUCUCAUCACAACCAACCUCUGCUCCGACUGGCAAAGCUUCCUUGCACCUCCCCUCUCAGGCAGCGCUCCUGCCAAGCGCCUCAGAACAUGCGAGGGGUCGGGAAUGGGAACAGGAGCAGACGCAGCAACUGGUGAAGGGGAGAGUGGUGAUGGAGCAUGCAAGGGGCCCGGAAUGGAAGAGGGUUCCAGGCAGUGUGGGGCUGGCAGGGAAGCUUGGUUCUCUGAGAUGGCACAGGAUGGAGAUGGCGAUACUGCUGCUGCUGCUGCCACUGCUUCCGCUGCUGCUACUGCUACCACUGUCACUGUUCCCAGUGCUGCUACUGAUUCCCAAGAGUGUCCCCAUCUCAAAGAAACUGGUGACCGCAUGGCUGCCUGUGCCACGUGUCAGCAGGCCAUAGGCCAGCGAGACGCGCAAGCAUGCCAGCACAUGGGGGACGCGCUGGGGAAUGCGGCGCUAGUGGUGACGGCUGAUGGAUGCUUCCUGCUGCUGCAGCGCGGCACGGCUGUGGGCGAAUUCCCAAACUGCCCAGUUUUCCCUGGAGGACACCCGGAGAUGUUUGAAGGCAUGAAGCGAGAGGUAGAAGAGGAGAACAGCGCCCCUGCCGACUCCCUUGUAAGCUCUCCUCCUCACACUCCUCACCCUCUUCUCACACUCUCUCUUUCACUUUCUCAAUCGCUCGCUCCUUCCCCUCUUGCGCCUGCCUCCCCCUCCUCAUCGCCCUCACUUCUCAACGCCACCAUCGCGCAUGAGAUGUUUGAAGGCAUGAAGGGAGAGGUGGAGGAGGAGACAGGCGCCCCUGCUAACUCCCUGGUGAGCUUUCCUCCUCACACUCGCUCUCACCUUCUCUCGUCUGCCACUUGUCUUUUCUUCUUAACACAUGCUCCUCACCUACUGCGUAUUCCCAUACACUUGGCUCUUCAUGUCCCACACCUUGUCUUCCCCCUCCUCUCCGCCCCAGCACGGCAUGCUCUUUCUUGGUCUGUGCAGGCGCAAGGAGAACAUGCGAUCGCUCGCCAUGUUCCUCUGCCACACUGCACCACCCAUACAAAUGGCUGUUCAUGUUCCCCACCUUGUCUCCCCCCUCCCUUCUCCUUCUCUCCCCAGCACGGCAUGCUAUUCCUGGGCUUGUGCAGGCGAAGGGAGAACGUGCGAUCCCUCGCCAUGUUCCUCUGCCACACCUCCCUUACAGCACCAGAGGUGCUCUCUUGCUACGCCUCUGCACAGCGCAAGUUCGAAUCCACCAGCCUCAGAGCCAUGCCACUGGUACGUGGCGGGAUGUGCUGGUAUGUAUGUGCCAUGCCGCCCUUUCUUUGCUUACACCUCUGCGCAGCACAAAUUUGA
This is a messenger RNA of Closterium sp. NIES-65, 1590 nucleotides long. The record is from the annotation of a GenBank genome assembly. NCBI's taxonomy places the organism in Eukaryota, Viridiplantae, Streptophyta, Zygnematophyceae, Desmidiales, Closteriaceae.